AUGAGCGGUUAUGAAAAUGCAGAUGAAUUACAUGAUCUUUUAAGAAAACAAACUACUGGUUUAGUGCAUUUGGAAGAUUAUCGUCGAGUAAAGCAAGGGAUAGCUGAAAAAAAAGAAAAGGACGCACUUUCACAAACAAAUCAAAAGAUCAAAAAGAAAAAGGGUGUCUUGGGCAAAAAUGCGAAAAAACAAUUUCAAUUGAAUAAGGGCAAAUUGUCAUUUGGGCAGGAAGAAAAUGAAGAAGAAACGGGCGACGGAUUAAAAGAAAUAAUUAUAAAGAAGAAACAUCUUGGGAAGGAUCCUACUGUUAAUACUUCAUUUUUGCCAGAUGCUGAAAGGGAAGCUUUAGAAGAAGCAAAGAGAAAAGAAUACCGGAAACAGUGGUUAGAAGAACAAGAAAGAAUCAAAGAGGAAGAAAUCUUAAUUCCUUUUUUGUUCUAUGAAGGUUCCACUACUCGGUAUAGUGUUAAGAUUCGUUUGAAAGAUUCAGUUGGCCAUAUACUAUCGAAUAUGAAAGAUCAAAUCCCCAGUUUAAAACGCGUUUUGGAUAUGGACAAGCUCCUUUUAGUACAAUCUGAUUUAAUUAUUCCUCAUCAUCACGAAUUGUACUACUUUUAUUUGAACAAAGUCCAAGGGCCCAACGGGUUGCUUUUCGAAUUUGACUCUUUGCGAUGCCAAAAUUCAGAAAUGGCAGCAACUCUGCAAUUACCAGAAAAAAAAAUCCCUCAUUUAAUUCUCAAGUCGUUUUAUAUGGAAUAUAGACAUGUUUUUCCCUGCAACUGCUGGGAGAUGUUUGAUUCUAGAAAAGACUAUGCUUCGCAAAAAACAAAGGUCAAUCCAAAUGCUGCCUUGUUUUACAGAACAGAAUGA
Molecule: messenger RNA, 870 nt
Organism: Schizosaccharomyces osmophilus
Lineage: Eukaryota; Fungi; Ascomycota; Schizosaccharomycetes; Schizosaccharomycetales; Schizosaccharomycetaceae
Gene: xap5
Product: splicing factor, xap-5-like protein
Exons: 5
Coding region: 1-870 (289 amino acids)
Biological process (GO): chromatin organization
Cellular component (GO): nucleus
Source: RefSeq, a predicted model, not a curated record